AACAUCUCAUUUAACUUGUAAAAAAAGUAUCGUAAAGUGUGCCGUGUGUCAUUAUUCUCUAGAUAAACACGAGAAGAGAGAGAGAGCAGGUAUACAGAAAACAACAGGAUUUUUUCAGAUACUGCUUUGGAUUCUGAACAAAAUGGAGGUCAAGCAUCGAACCGUGCGGUCCCUGAUAACCAAGCUGGGUUCCGUGUCGGAACAGACCCGAGCCGAGGCCCUGAGCGAGCUCCGCCUCAUGACCAAGCUCGAUGCCGAUACCCGCCCUCUUAUCGCUGACGCCGGCGCAGUACCUUACCUCGCUGAGACCCUCUACUCUUCAGCCCACGCCGCCCAGGACGACGCCGCCGCCACCCUCCUCAACCUCUCCAUCUCCUCCCGCGCUGUCCUCAUGUGCACGCGCGGCCUCCUGGACGCUCUCUCCCACGUGCUCCGCCACCAUGCUUCAUCCUCUUACGCCUACGCUGUCCAGUCAUCCGCAGCCACUCUCCACAGCCUCCUAAUCGACGACGAGUACCGUCCCAUCAUAGGAUCCAAACGGGAUAUCAUCUAUUCCUUGAUCGACAUAAUAAAGCACUCCGGUUCCUCCGUCAGAUCCGUAAAGGACGCGCUUAAAGCUCUUUUUGGAAUCUCACUCUACCCUUUGAAUCGCAAGACGGUUAUUGAUCUGGGCGGUGUCGGGCCCCUGUUUUCGCUGAUACUGAAAGGAUUUGCUACCGGAGUUGUAGAGGACGCGACGGCGGUGAUCGCGCAGGUCGCGGGGUGCGAGGAGAGCGAAGAGGCGUUUAGGAAGGUAUCGGGUAUCGGGGUAUUGGUGGAUUUAUUGGACGGGGCGACGGGGUCGAGCAUGAGGGUAAAGGAGAACGCGGUGGGGGCGCUGUUGAAUUUGGUGAGGUGCGGAAGGGAGAGGAUAGGGAGGGAAGUGAGGGAGAAAGGGAUGCUGGUGGUGGACGGAAUCACCGACGUGGCGGAGAAUGGAAGUUCAAAGGGGAAGAGCAAGGCGGUGGCACUUCUGAAGGUGUUGUACGGUGGGAACAAUGGGUGUUUGGUGAGAGACGAGCGGUUUGAUUCAUUGCUUAAUCAACAACAGUGUGCGUGAAAUUUGGUGUCUUUUUCUGUAAUGGUAUGCUUAAAGGUGUACUACUGUUAAUACUAGAUAUAAAGCUUUGGUUUUGAUUUCAUUGUUUAGCUUUAGAUGAAUAAUAAUAGAGAAUAGAGCUUCUUCAU
Molecule: messenger RNA, 1227 nt
Organism: Juglans microcarpa x Juglans regia
Lineage: Eukaryota; Viridiplantae; Streptophyta; Magnoliopsida; Fagales; Juglandaceae
Product: U-box domain-containing protein 11-like
Exons: 1
Coding region: 143-1099 (318 amino acids)
Cellular component (GO): cytoplasm; nucleus
Molecular function (GO): protein binding
Source: RefSeq, a predicted model, not a curated record